Petromyzon marinus (sea lamprey) is the source of this 4095-nucleotide messenger RNA. RefSeq names its product proteinase-activated receptor 2-like. The record is from RefSeq and is a predicted model, not a curated record. Gene Ontology annotation, biological process: blood coagulation; phospholipase C-activating G protein-coupled receptor signaling pathway; positive regulation of blood coagulation. Gene Ontology annotation, molecular function: thrombin-activated receptor activity. Gene Ontology annotation, cellular component: plasma membrane. Lineage: Eukaryota; Metazoa; Chordata; Hyperoartia; Petromyzontiformes; Petromyzontidae.
CUUGUGGUGUCUCUAACUUGUGGUGUCUCUAACUUGUGGUGUCUCUAACUUGUGGUGUCUCUAACUUGGUGUCUCUAAAUUGGUGUCUCUAACUUGUGGCGUCUCUAACUCGUGGCGUCUCUAACUUGUGGUGUCUCUAACUUGUGGUGUCUCUAACUUGUGGUGUGUCUAACUUGUGGUGUCUCUAACUCGUGGUGUCUCUAACUCGUGGUGUCUCUAACUCGUGGUGUCUCUAACUUGGCGUUUUCCCAUCGAAGUGCUUCUCGUUUCGUCUCUCAGUGUAAACUACAAGCUGGCACCCACUCCACGAUUCAUUUAAAAAUGUUCAACAUUUGUUCCAAUUUUCUUGUCAAUGUCCGUGUUUCUGAUUCAUGCGUCGUAGCAGGUGAUAUACGCUGAUGAAAAACGUCAUUCUUAUGCACACUGGUAUGCUGCUUUUCAUGAUUUAGUUCAGUUCUCUGUGGCAUCAACCCAAUGUUGUGCUUAUUUCCAACCUCUGUUUUACCUGCUAAACAUAUAAGGGAACAAUUCCCACGCUGGUAGAUUAAUCUAUUCAGCAAAGUUGCUGUGCUUUUUGGACCUUCUACAAGUACAACCACAGCCAAAGACCGUCAGCAGUGGCAGAAGCUACAGGACAUUGCAGCCAGGGAAUGUGCAAUCUAACAAGAGGAAAAUAAAAACAACUAGAUUUUAAACGAAACCUCAACACAUACUGCCAACAAGCUAAACAAUCAAUUUUGCAGUGGAACAAAAUGACCGGCGUGAUGUGUCUUAGCCAAACAGGAUGUGUUUGUUUAUAAAAGUCCCGUUUUCGAGAAAGGCGUGCGUCAUGAAAACAGUACAACAUAUGGUCAAUUAACAAUCACACGAUGCGAAUGUGUGUCUCAUUCUGUUAUAGAUGUGGCAUACUGGCAUUUUCUUUACGUAACAAGAUGAUGCUGGCGAUUACAAGAUUUUACAAGAAAUGUAUUCAAUGUAGUUUUUGCAUGGCUAUCUCAAAUACAGUGGCCCUCGGAUAGGAUUGUUAAUCCCGAUGUACACUAACGAUCCAUUCCCGUUCCUUCCAUCCCCUUGAUGGUUCCGAUGCCUACUUGAGCCUGCGGUGAUAGUGUAAAACAAUAAGCUGGCUGGCUCCAACAGGAUACAACUAUACGCAGACCGGCUCCAUCCAGUUUCUGUCCACCUCUAAGGUCCAUAUCGGACGUUCCUGCUACUUUCCCACUCGCUCGCCUUCCUCCUCCUCCUCAGUCACCACCCCACCCCGGGCAAGAAUAAAAAGCUGCAGACACGCUUCCGGCCGGCCAGAACCCUCUUGUGACUUUCAGGAGUCACGCCGUGAGCUGCAGAGACAUGGAUCGGAGAUGCGCGCCUAUGCUUGCUGCCUUGCUGUUGGUGACGGUGGGCGCACAGAGCGGCGACCACAUGACCGACGGUCGGGAGAUGUAUGGAAACGACACCAUUUUCCUAAGGACAUUCGGAGGCACGUACAAGCAGGUGGGACACAACGGUUCGCAGAACGGCGAAGACUUCGACAUCAAUAGCGUGCUGCGCGACCAGCAGUCGCAGGAGAAGGCCCGCCUCGAGGGCUCCGCAUGGCUGGAGGUGAGCCAUGAAGUCGAAGAGCAACUAUCUGGCUCCAUCACCACGGUCCUUCUGCCCACCAUUUACAUCCUGGUGUUUGUGGUGGGCCUCCCUUCCAACGCGCUGGCCCUGUGGGUGCUGUGCUUCCGCGUCAAACCCAAGAAACCGUCCACGAUAUACAUGAUCAACCUGGCCGUGGCCGACCUCUUGUUCAUCCUCUUGCUGCCCUUGAAGAUCACCUACCACCUCAGAGGGAAUGACUGGCCGUUCGGUAAGAUCGCGUGCCACGUCUUCCUCACCUCCUUCUACGGCAACAUGUACUGCUCCAUCCUGCUGCUCACGUGCAUCAGCGUGGACCGGGGCCUCGCCAUCGUCUACCCGAUGCAAUCGCUGCAGUGGAGACGCAACCGCUACGCCAUGGGCAUCUGCGCGGGGACGUGGGUCGUCGUCCUGCUGUCCACCGUGCCGCUGCAGCUGGUGAACCCGCUGGCGUACAUCGACAACCUGCACAUCACCACGUGCUACGACGUCUUCCCGAUCGACACGCUCCCGGGGUUCCUCUUCUACUACUACACGGUGCUUUGCGUCCUCUGCUUCCUCGUGCCGUUCCUCGUCACGGUCGCCUGCUACGCGCUCAUCAUCCGCUCGCUCGCUCGCACGCUCAGGGACGGCGACGGAAACAAGCGGACCCGCUCCAUCCAACUCGCCGCCCUCGUCCUCCUCACGUUCGUCCUCUGCUUCGCGCCGAGCAACAUUGUGCUGCUGCUGCACUUCGCGCUGCUCCGGUACAAGGGCGCAAGCGACCUCUACAUCGUCUACAUGCUCUGCCUGAGCUUCAGCAGUCUCAACAGCUGCCUGGACCCCUUCGUCUACUACUUCAUGUCCACGGAGUGUCGCCGCAAGCUGAGCUGGAAGGUCAGAGGGCUGGCCAAGGGCGUCUCCAGCACGUCGCGGAGAUACUUCAGCAGCUUCAGCACUCACACCACCAGCGGAUCGACCUACAGCAACGGCAGCUCCAGGUCAAGCCGCCAGCUGCUGCCCUCCGGUUGAGCGGGUCCCGCCAAGAGUGGCCCACACACCGCUUUUCCACUUGCACCUCAGAGCCGUGCUAGCACAGGGGCCAGCACGAUGCGGAUGAUUUUCCACUGGUAUUUUACCGAGCCGAGCCGGAACCGAGCCAUGCUACGCUGACCUCACAAGACGUAUGAAUCUGCCUGAGGGCCAAGCUGUGUAUAAAAACAGGGUCACAAGCACAUUUAGUCACAACACAGCAUCGCCACGCCACGUACAUGCGUCUUGAAGUCACGUGUUGCAUGCCUAAGCUCGUGCAGUGGAAAAGCAACCCGCACUUCUCCUAACCAGUGCCGCGCUGGAUCGGUAUAGCUCCGGAACAGCUUGGAUGUGCAAGUGGGAAAGAGGCAUUAGUUUCCAUCCAAAAUACCCAGAAAGGGUACAGAUAUCACUCGUCACUGAUAUUGGUCUUGGGCAGGGAUAAAACUGAGGUUACUGGGUUCAGAGCACAGUGCACUAACUCACUGAGCCACCUCUCCUUCCGAAUCAAUGCAGUAUUGUGCUCUCAAUGAUACAGCCCUCAUAGGCACGUACGGCAUCCACAGCUGUUAGCAGCUUGCGCUUUGAAGGGUUCAUUGUGGUUUUAUCUGCGUUGUUCCAGUUAUAUGUGGUUUCCACUCGUUUAAAACGUGUUGUUUUUCCUAUUAUUACUGAAGCAUACGUAUAUAAUUAUGCAUGGUGACAUACCGUCCAUUAAAAAAAACAAUAUUACUAACAUACAGUAUGUUGAUGUUUCUAAACCUGCACAGGUAUAACAAUAACACCAGUAUUGUAACACAAUAAUAAUAAUUAGCGUUCCCUAGCCAAGAAUGCCUCACUGAGUCUCAAGACUAUUUUUUUAAGGAAGGCCCUGCAUUGGAAUGUUUUGCCAAUCCCACGAAUUAGUAUUUCGCUUCAUGUGGGAAGGAAACCAGAGGACCUGGAGAAAACCCAUACAUAUGAUGGGGUAACACUCCACGUUCUGCACAGGUAUAGGUAAUAAUCUAUUGCUGUACUGGCAAUCACCUGGCCAACUCGUCCUCCAACAACUGGUUUCCCAGGUAGUUUCCCAUCCAAGUACUAAGCAAGCUGAACCCUACUUAGCUUCCAAAAUCUGAUGAUAUCGGCCACAUCCCAAGGGAUUUGGUCAGUCAACCUGCAUGUUUUAUCCUCGGCCAUUCUGAUGCAUUUUAAAUAAGUGGCCUUUAGGCACCAAACGAAAAUCUACCCGAGACCCUGACCUCGAUAUGUACAGCCUCUGUAGCCCCAGCUCUGAUAUACCGAGGCAUGGCUGUGGUUGGGAGGAGCACGCUGCUUGUAUGUCAUAAUGUUCACGCUUGGAGAUAUGCUGUAUUUAUGAAUAAGUUAUAAUUAUACCAAACACACACAUUUCCCUUAAGCUCUGUAUCCUGGAUAUUGUUUACUGUUAAUGAACAAAUAAACGCUGACGUGAUAAACAUAAAA